Messenger RNA from Charadrius vociferus (killdeer), 399 nucleotides. Its product is annotated as class II histocompatibility antigen, M alpha chain-like. The record is from RefSeq and is a predicted model, not a curated record. Lineage: Eukaryota; Metazoa; Chordata; Aves; Charadriiformes; Charadriidae. Gene Ontology annotation, cellular component: MHC class II protein complex. Gene Ontology annotation, biological process: antigen processing and presentation of exogenous peptide antigen via MHC class II; positive regulation of T cell activation; peptide antigen assembly with MHC class II protein complex. Gene Ontology annotation, molecular function: MHC class II protein complex binding.
GCGUCCCGGUGGCCAAUAUCUUCCCGAUGCAACCGCCGGCGUCGGGUGAACCCAACACUUUGGUGUGUACCAUCUCCCCGCCGGCGGUGGCCAUCAGUUGGCAGCUGGAUGGGGACCCCAUCACCCAAGGGGUCACCCACACCCACUACACCCCCACCUCCGACCUGGCCUUCGUCCGCUUCUCCUACCUCCCGGUGACACCCACCACCAGUGACAUCUACACCUGCAUCGUCACCCGUGAAGGGGACAACACCUCCGUCAUCGCCUACUGGGUGCUCCAAAACCCCGAACCCUCCGAGGUGCUGGAGACGGCGCUGUGCGGCGCCGCCAUGACGCUGGGCAUCCUCCUGGGGCUGCUCGGCAUCGCCAUGAUCCUGGUGGCACGUCGCAACGCUGAGG